UUUGCACGGUAAAAGCUGCUAACAGAUUUUCCUCUAUCCCGCGUUCCUAUCUCUCUCUAUCUGUGAAGGGCUUCUCAUCGGCAAUGGCGGCUUCUAUAUCACGAUCUUCCAUAGCUACAUAUUCACAGUAUAUUUGCAGUAGAUCAUCGCCGUCUGACCGCAGGGCUAACUUAACCAUUGAUUCUCACUGUUGCUGGAAGCGUCUUUGCUGUUCUUCUCGAUGUCAAUCUGUUUUUCAUGGUGGAAGUGACAAGAAUUCCCGGGGCGUUGAAACGCAGAGCGCCAUGGAGGAUUCUCAUUUCGAAGUUGUAAUCAAAGAUCCAAGCACGCUACCGAGGCCUCUAUCAUCGACCAAGUCCUCUGUCUCCACUGGAUCUCGCCUUCGUGUUGCUUACCAGGGGGUUUCUGGUGCAUACAGCGAGUCGGCCGCGGAAAAGGCAUAUCCGAAUUGCGAGGCUGUUCCCUGCGAACAAUUUGAUGCUGCUUUUGAAGCUGUUGAGCGAUGGAUUGUCGACAGAGCCGUCUUACCAAUAGAGAACUCUUUAGGUGGAAGCAUCCACAGAAACUAUGAUCUUCUGCUUCGACAUAGGUUGCAUAUAGUUGGUGAGGUAAAAUUUGCAGUUCGUCAUUGUUUACUGGCCAAUCAUGGUGUUAAAAUCGAGGAAUUGAAAAGGGUGCUCAGUCAUCCACAGGCUCUUGCUCAGUGUGAAAACACAUUGACAGGGCUGGGAUUGGUGAGAGAAGCAGUGGACGAUACUGCUGGUGCUGCAAAGCAUGUUGCUUUUCACAAUCUGAAAGAUGCAGGAGCUGUUGCUAGCUCAUUGGCCGCAUCAAUAUAUGGUUUGAAUAUACUUGCUGAAGAUAUUCAGGAUGACUCUGACAAUGUAACUCGAUUUCUGAUGCUAGCAAGGGAGCCCAUAAUUCCAGGCACUGAUAGGCCAUUCAAGACAAGUAUAGUUUUCUCAUUAGAGGAAGGUCCGGGAAUUCUGUUCAAGGCACUUGCGGUUUUUGCUCUUCGCCAAAUCAACCUUACAAAGAUUGAAAGUCGACCUUUGCGAAACCAGCCACUACGAGCAUCUGAUGAUAAUGGAUCUUCAAAAUAUUUCGACUACCUUUUCUAUGUGGAUUUUGAAGCAUCAAUGGCCGAUCAAAACGCACAAAACGCUCUCAGGCAUUUAAAGGAGUUCGCUACGUUUUUGAGAGUGCUAGGAAGCUAUCCAAUGGACAAUAGUAUGCCAUGAAAAGCUGCAGCAUCCAAAAGACUCGCAUUAACCGAGUGUAGGCCGACUUCCUCAGUUCUCAACUUCCAAGAGGGAUCGUCGGCUGGCUUUAAGGUUAAGCUUGUGUCUCUGUGGAUGUGUCGCUCUUCAUACGAAAAUUCUGCUCGGUAUACCAUAAAAAUCAGUAGAUAUUGAGUUUAGUUCCUUCUCAGAUAUAGUAUAUUUUUGCAAAUUAAUUAUUCAUUUACACUACUAUUGUCUCGAGUUGCUUAGUUCCAACUUUGUUAAUGUGUUCAACACAAAUAUGUUGCAGCAAUUUUUGUUUGUUUGAUUUCUAUUGAACCAUGUAAUUCCCGUGUUUUAGUAGAAAGAGAUCGGAUUAGAUCUCGCGUUCGA
Molecule: messenger RNA, 1616 nt
Organism: Cucurbita pepo subsp. pepo (vegetable marrow)
Lineage: Eukaryota; Viridiplantae; Streptophyta; Magnoliopsida; Cucurbitales; Cucurbitaceae
Gene: ADT2
Product: arogenate dehydratase 2
Biological process (GO): L-phenylalanine biosynthetic process
Cellular component (GO): cytoplasm; chloroplast
Molecular function (GO): prephenate dehydratase activity; arogenate dehydratase activity
Source: RefSeq, a predicted model, not a curated record